AUGGCCGCUGCCGAGUCUCUGAACGUGAUCGCGCUGAUCUCAGGCGGCAAGGAUAGUUUCUUUUCAAUCUUGCAUUGUCUACAGAACGGGCACAGAGUUGUAGCCCUAGCGAACCUAUAUCCUUCUCCCUUACCCCUGGGCGAGAAAGGCGCGGGCGAGGAAGAGGAGGAUCUCAACAGCUUCAUGUUCCAGACCGUCGGCCACACGGUCAUCCCUCUAUACGAGCAAGCUCUCGGGAUCCCGCUGUAUCGGCAGCCGAUUGUCGGGGGCGCCGUGCACACGGGGACUAGUUAUAGCUGUUCACAGGACGAUGAGACCGAGUCCCUGGUGCCGCUCCUGCAAAGGGUCAUGAGUGCGCACCCGGAAGCAAACGCGCUCAGUACGGGAGCCAUCCUGUCGACGUACCAGCGCACGCGCGUCGAGUCGGUGGCGGGCCGGCUGGGCCUGAUCCCGCUGGCGUUCCUGUGGCAGUAUCCUGUGCUGCCGCCGCGCACGCAGACGGCGCUGCUGCAGGAUAUGCAGGCGGUGGGUCUGGAGGCGCGGAUUGUCAAGGUGGCGAGCGGCGGCCUGGAUGAGAGUUUCUUGUGGGAGGAUGUGGGGAGUGGGACGGUGGUGAGGAGGCUGGAGAGGGCUAUGAGGAGGUUUGGCUCGGAUGGGGAUGGGGCGGUGUUGGGGGAGGGAGGGGAGUUCGAGACGUUGGUGGUGGAUGGGCCGAGGGACUUGUUUAAGGGAAGGAUUGAGAUUCGGGAGGAGGAUCGGAGGGUUGUGAGAGAAGGCGGGGGAGCGGCGUGGUUGCGGUUUUUAGAUGCGAGGGUGGUGAUGAAGAGCUCCGAGGAGGAGAGUCCCCGGUUGGAUUGUCGUAUUCCGGAUCUGCUCGAGCCAAAAUUCGCAGGUAUCUUGGAGAACUUGGAAGCUUUUGGGAAAGACGAUGGAGGAGCUGGACUGGCAAGCUCGAUAGAUCUAUCCGCGCGGACGCCGUCGUACAGCCUCCAGUUGUCGGAUAUAUCGUCUCCUGGAGGAGGCGGGGACGGGUUUCUGUACUGGACUAUUGCGGCGGAGAGGAAGCAGACCACUCAGACGAUUUCUGAAGAGGCGGCUGAGAUCAUGGCAGAGGUUCGGCGGCGUUUGAGCCAGUUGUCCCUGGAGGCUAGUGAUAUCACAUCCACGAUGAUCAUUCUUCGCUCCAUGGAAGAUUUCGUCGCUGUCAACAAGGUCUACGGCGCUCUCUUCACCAAGCCAAAUCCUCCCGCAAGAGUGACCAUCUCCUGCGGUUUCGCCAUGCCACACGCCCUGAAUAUCAUCCUGCAUCUCAAAAUCCUCAACCCAUCAUCAUCCCCACCCCCAUCCCGCAGCGCUCUCCACGUCCAAUCCCGCUCCUACUGGGCCCCCGCCAACAUCGGGCCCUAUUCCCAAGCAACCUCCACCACCCUCUCUCCCGGCGCAACGCAAAUCUCCAUCGCAGGCCAGAUCCCCCUCCUCCCCUCCUCCAUGUCCCUUCCCGGCGCUUCUUCCUCCUCUCCACUUCAAGACUUCUCCCUCCAAGCCACCCUCGCCCUCCAACACCUCUUCCGCAUCGCCUUCGCUACAUCCACCCGCUGGCUCCCCGGCGCCAUCGCCUACCUCCCAGUAUCCACCUCCCUUCCCCCUCCUCCCCUCCUCGCCCGCCUCCUAUCCCGCACCUGGACGCUAGCGCACGAGGACCCAACACCGACUUCCUCCGCCCCGCCGUCUCCCACGCUCGAUCUCUGGGCCGAGAAACAUGACGCGGCCAUGCGGAGCCUGGGGAGAGAGGAGCGGCCUGGGUUUCCAGACCCUGGGGUUUGCGAGGGUGAGGUGGGUGCGGGACCGGUUUUUGUCGUCGUGGUGCAGGAGUUGCCGAGGGGAGCGAUGGUCGAGUGGCAUGCGCUGGGGGGUGUGGGUGGAGAGGGUUUGAAGCUCACCACAAGCAUCAUCUCAACAUCCAAUUUCCAAAUCCACAAAACGCAAAGCGCCUCCUCCUCCUCCUCCUCUCCCUCACACACCAUCAUAAUAAGCCUCCCAUACAACAGCAGCAGCAAUCCCUCCACACUCUCUCAAAACCUCUCUUUAGCACUCUCCCAAUACCAACCCGAAUCCCAAACCGAAGCCGGGCGAACACAGCAUCUCUUUAUCGACGUGGGGAUUUUAGAAGAGAUAGGAGAUGAUAUACGGAUGACUAUGUCGGGCUUCGUGCCGUGUUGGAGUAUCUGGAAUGCUGAGGGGGAGAGAUUAGGCGCUGUGCUGGUUUUUUUGUUGGAGGGGUAG
Molecule: messenger RNA, 2283 nt
Organism: Amorphotheca resinae ATCC 22711
Lineage: Eukaryota; Fungi; Ascomycota; Leotiomycetes; Helotiales; Amorphothecaceae
Exons: 3
Coding region: 1-2283 (760 amino acids)
Biological process (GO): protein histidyl modification to diphthamide
Molecular function (GO): diphthine-ammonia ligase activity
Source: RefSeq, a predicted model, not a curated record